Paramuricea clavata is the source of this 432-nucleotide messenger RNA. Lineage: Eukaryota; Metazoa; Cnidaria; Anthozoa; Malacalcyonacea; Plexauridae. The record is from the annotation of a GenBank genome assembly.
AUGCCAAGAUGCAAAAACUCUGCGACCGCUCUAGCGUCCUCCUUUACCAACGAGUUAAAUUCUGCUGUUGAUAGGUUAUUCCCGUCUAAGGUUAUUAGAAUUCAUAACUCUGACAAACCAUGGAUGACGCCUGCAUUAAAAAAACUGAUUUAUCAAAGGCAAAAAGCCUUUCAUUCAGGUAACCUUGACCUCUGGCGUCACUAUAGACUUAAAGUCCGAAACGACAUAGGAGUGAAAAAGCGUGCAUAUUAUACGAACAAGGUACAACACCUAAAAUCCAGUGACUCCAGAAAAUGGUGGGACUGUGUUAACCAGAUGUCCGGGAAAAAAAGAUCUGCAACCAAUAACAUUAAGAUCGUCAAGAAUGAUACCACUCUAUCUGGUAAAGAUCUCGCCCAAUCACUUAACACCUAUUUCUUAAAGCGUGAGUGA